GAUUCCCAGAACACCGGCUCAUUAACAUCACCAUGUAGCCUUGAGGUCGGUCUUGUGGUGACGCCACGGCCAAGCGUGCUGAUGUAACGGGGCAGCGGAGCACCGACUCACGGGGGAGACCAGGAAGUUUCACCGGGGAGGCUGUCGGCCCGAUUGUCAAGUCCACACACGGUGUUUAUUUGUCAGUAUGUCAGGUUUGUGAAGCGAGGAUAAGAUGUUUCGCCUUGUUGUGAGUACUUUGCGCGUAUCCUUGCGCCAAAGCCAAGACUUCCAGGAGAUCCUACCAGACUCUCUCACUCUCUCUGUGGACACCGAUGGUUACCAAGAGCAGCUGCAGAGUGACUCCCAGUUCCUGUGCUCAGAUCAGAGGAUGGACACUGAGCUGGUUGACAGACUUGUCCUGCAGCUCAACAGGAUCUACCCGCAGAUACUAAGUGACAAGGAAGCCCACAGGUUCAGGAACUUGAGCGUGCCCACCAAGGUGCGGCUAGCAGAGCUCUUGAAGCACCUGCACAGAAAAGGCGAAGAGGCAUGUCAUGAAUUCUACAGAGCUCUUCACAUCCACACAGAGGACAUCUACUCUAGCCUGCCUAGCAGAGUCAGAGAAAGAGAGGUGGCAGAUUCAAAAUGCACUAACGACAAGACAGUUCGGCAAGAGCGAUAUGUGCUUAACGACAGAGGACCAAUGUUCUUCCUGAGCUGCUUCAGUUUUGUAGUUGGAAUUGCAAUACUCUACUAUUAUGGAGACACAGAGGGUGAAACCUUGAUAUGCACUGGAGUGUUUCUUCACUGCUCUGCUGUAAGACUGAGUAAAGAUGCUAGAGAUGUUUUCAUUUCAUAUGGAGAAGUUGGAAAGUAGAAAAAAUGAAAACAUCGAGGCAAUGAGAAGAAGAAGCCAUGAAAAAUGUCUUUUUUCUGUGCCAAACUCAUCAUUUUCCUAAACCACACAUCCUAAUUUAUUUACAAAAGUACUGAUUGGAGGAAUGUAACUUGACCUGACUGAUUCUGUCACAAAUUCUCACAGCGUACAUCUCCUGAAAUGGCAGAACUAUGCAAUGUUCUUCCAGAGUACUUGUAUGUAUGACUCUUGCCUGGAUUUCCUGUUUGUAGACAGCUAUGAAUUUCAUUCUUUUAAACUAAAAUGCUUAAAGCAUAAUAAUAACCAAGUGUAACCGUGCAGCUGCACUCCCACAAAGCUGUUUUCACUUACUGUAGACUGAGUCGGUUGUUUGGGUGCAACAAACCCAAGAGUGGGGGCAAUGAAGUGUAUUUUGAGGAGAGCUUCAAGUAGGAGCACCUGUGUGGGUAGGCUCUUGGUUUGCACUUAAUUUAACAACUUGAAUUUUUCAUUGCUCUGUUUAUUAACAAUUUCACAACAAAGAAUUUUUUAAAUGCACAACAAAUACAUGUAUGAUCACACCUUAGCCCACCUCCAGUGCCUUCUAUGAAAUCUGCAAAAUAAAGGGCGCUCUAAUAGUGUUACUUAUUUUCAAAUAAAGCACAACAAAUUAGGGUCA
Molecule: messenger RNA, 1517 nt
Organism: Oreochromis aureus
Lineage: Eukaryota; Metazoa; Chordata; Actinopteri; Cichliformes; Cichlidae
Product: caspase recruitment domain-containing protein 19-like
Exons: 6
Coding region: 215-859 (214 amino acids)
Cellular component (GO): mitochondrion
Source: RefSeq, a predicted model, not a curated record